Sphenostylis stenocarpa is the source of this 459-nucleotide messenger RNA. The record is from the annotation of a GenBank genome assembly. Lineage: Eukaryota; Viridiplantae; Streptophyta; Magnoliopsida; Fabales; Fabaceae.
AUGGCUCUGGUGGCGAACGAGGAUUUCCAGCACAUUCUGCGUGUGCUGAACACUAACGUGGAUGGAAAGCAGAAGAUAAUGUUCGCCCUUACCUCCAUCAAGGGUAUUGGUAGGCGAUUCGCCAACAUGGUUUGCAAGAAAGCGGAUGUUGACAUGAACAAGAGGGCUGGUGAGUUGAGUGCUGCGGAGUUGGAUAAUCUGAUGACCGUGGUGGCCAACCCUAGGCAAUUUAAGAUCCCAGACUGGUUUCUGAACAGGAAGAAGGAUUACAAGGAUGGCAAGUACUCCCAGGUUGUGUCUAAUGCUCUUGAUAUGAAGCUCAGGGAUGACCUGGAGAGACUCAAGAAAAUCAGAAACCAUCGUGGAUUGAGGCACUACUGGGGCCUUCGUGUCCGAGGUCAGCACACCAAGACUACUGGCCGCAGGGGGAAGACAGUUGGUGUCUCUAAGAAGCGUUAA